This is a messenger RNA of Dibothriocephalus latus, 687 nucleotides long. The record is from the annotation of a GenBank genome assembly. NCBI's taxonomy places the organism in Eukaryota, Metazoa, Platyhelminthes, Cestoda, Diphyllobothriidea, Diphyllobothriidae.
GGCACUCCUGUGGGCGUUGCCUUCAUGAUUGCAGGCGCCGUAUUGCGUGUCGACAAUAUCAAGGCAACCUUCUCAAGUCUGGGUAUGUUUAUAGUAACUGUUACCGCAAGUCUGGGCAUUCUCUUCUUCUGCUGCAUCAUCCUGUUUGCGGUCGUCACCAGACGGAACCCUUUUGGUUUGCUUCGGGUCUCGAUCAAGGCAUGGUUUAUUAGUUUCGCCACUACAAGUCCAGUUGUUGCAAUACCCGAAAUGUAUGCAGGCUGCGAUGACUAUAAAAUAGCCCAAUCAACUUCGCGAUUUGGCUGUCCACUGGCUAGUGCUCUAAAAGCAGACGGUCCUGCUGCCUUUAUUGCUUGUGCGGUGCUUUUUGUGGCUCAGACAGGAACCACACCCAUUUCGUCGGGAACAAUCGUCGUCAUAUGGCUACUAACGUCAGUAUCCGUUCUGGCAAUCCCUCCUAUACCGAGUGCCAGUAUUGUUAUUACCAUGACAAUUCUUUCUUCAGUCGGUGUAUCUACAUCAAGUACAGCCUACCUGUAUACCAUUGAUUGGCUUCUAGACCGCUUCAGGUCUGGCCUAUCAACUCUAAGUUCAAUGUAUGGCGUGGCAAUAGUGGACCAUGUUUCGCAGAAGCGCAAACGAACGAAAUUGGAUUUGGACACAGACAUGGACUUUACCUACUUUUAA